Phacochoerus africanus (Common warthog) is the source of this 4180-nucleotide messenger RNA. It is a transcript of the gene FBXO22, whose product is annotated as F-box protein 22. The transcript is spliced from 7 exons. The record is from RefSeq and is a predicted model, not a curated record. NCBI's taxonomy places the organism in Eukaryota, Metazoa, Chordata, Mammalia, Artiodactyla, Suidae. Gene Ontology annotation, biological process: positive regulation of proteasomal ubiquitin-dependent protein catabolic process; protein polyubiquitination; regulation of skeletal muscle fiber development. Gene Ontology annotation, molecular function: protein binding. Bases 153 to 1367 code for a protein of 404 amino acids.
GCUUUGGUCUGGCGUCACGUGGGCGCCCUCGCAGCAGCCCCGCCUCCUCGGCUGGCCGGAAGUGGCGCGCUUGCUUGCUUGGGCGAGCUUGAGCUGGCCCUGCGCCGUGCUCUCCCAGCUGCCGUCCUGCUUUCCGGUCGGGUUGGUGGGGCAUGGAGCGGGUGAGCGGCGGCUGUGAUCGCCGCGGCUCCUCCUCUGCAGACCCACGAAGCACCUUCGUGUUGAGUAACCUAGCGGAGGUGGUGGAGCGUGUCCUCACUUUCCUGCCCGCCAAGGCGUUGCUGCGGGUGGCCGGUGUGUGUCGUUUAUGGAGGGAGUGUGUGCGCAGAGUGUUGCGGACCCAUCAGAGUGUGACCUGGAUCUCCACGGGCUCAGGGGAUGCUGGCCGCCUGGAGGAGCAUUGCUUGGUCCGCGUGGUAACCGAAGAGCUUGAGAAUGUCCAUAUCUUACCACGGACAGUUCUUUACAUGGCUGAUUCAGAAACUUUUAUCAGUCUGGAGGAGUGUCGCGGCCAUAAAAGAGCCAGGAAAAGAACUACUAUGGAAGCAGCAUUUGCCCUUGAGAAGCUCUUCCCAAAACAAUGCCAAAUCCUUGGGAUUGUGACCCCAGGAAUUGUAGUGACACCAAUGGGAUCAAGUAGCAAUCGACCUCAGGAAAUAGAAAUUGGAGAAUCUGGUUUUGCUCUCUUAUUCCCUCAAAUUGAAGGAAUAAAAAUACAACCCUUUCAUUUUAUUAAGGAUCCAAAGAAACUAACACUAGAAAGGCAACAGCUCACUGAAGUAGGUCUUUUAGAUAACCCUGAGCUUCGUGUGGUCCUUGUGUUUGGCUAUAACUGCUGUAAGGCAGGAGCCAGUAAUUAUCUGCAGCGAGUAGUCAGCACUUUCAGUGAUAUGAAUGUCAUCUUGGCUGGAGGCCAGGUGGACAACCUGGCAUCGCUGACCUCUGAAAAGAACCCUCUGGAUAUUGAUGCCACUGGUGUGGUGGGACUGUCGUUUAGUGGACACCGAAUCCAGAGUGCCACAGUGCUUCUCAACGAGGAUGUCAAUGACGAGAAGACUGCUGAGGCUGCGAUGCAGCGGCUCAAAGCAGCCAACAUUCCAGAGCAGAACACCAUUGGCUUCAUGUUUGCGUGUGUUGGUAGGGGCUUUCAAUACUAUAGAGCCAAGGGGAAUGUGGAGGCUGAUGCAUUUAGAAAGUUUUUUCCUAGGGUUCCUUUAUUUGGCUUCUUUGGAAAUGGAGAAAUUGGAUGUGAUCGCAUAGUCACUGGAAACUUUAUACUGAAGAAGUGUAACAAGGUAAAGGACGAUGACCUUUUUCACAGCUACACAACAAUAAUGGCUCUCAUUCAUCUUGGGUCAUCUAAAUAAAGCUACCUCUACAGUGGCUUUCACAAUAUAUAACUUCCGGCUUCUGCUUUUUCUAGACAACGGAAACUUGGUGUAUGUGUACUUCAUACAAAAAAAAAAUUAUAUGCAUCUGUUUUGUAGCUUUGACACUCUCUAAAGACCACUUGGUAGUUUUUAAAAUAUUAGAUGGACAACUUCGUACAUAAGGUAAUGCAGACCGUGAGUUGAGAGCUUUUGCAUCAGGCACAAGCAAACCAGUUAUGGCUCUGUUGCACCAGACUGUGGACUGUAGCUGCUGUGCAGCAGGACUGUACGGUCUUCUGCACAGGUGGACGGAAAGAGGGUUCAUCAACAGGAAGGAGUUUCAAGACAUUCCAUGACUACCUCUGCAACGUUAGGUGAUCUUUCGGCAGAAUCACGAAGAUGUUUUUCUCCCUUAGUAAAGGAGAAAACAUACAGAGGGCUUGACAAAUCUUUCUCUGUUUUACAAUUAUACCAUUUUUUUUCAGAAGCUGUAACAAAAUUAUGACUGACUUUUUACAUAUUUGAUAAAUAUUAAAGAACUAUUUUUGUUUUCGUAUGCUAAAUUAAAGUAGCUUAGACAGAUAAACCGCCAAGACUAACUAAUCAGUAUUUUAUUACAUUAUAAGGACAACAUUUUUUCCUUUUCCCUCACUAAAGAAAUUGCAAGGGAAAAUUUAACCUAGUUUGAUGUCGCUAAUUGGCAGAUCACCCAAUUACAUCAUCUUAUUUUGGUUUUAUACCAAUAAAACAGACCUUGGAAACUCAUUCAGAUAGUUCUGUAUGUCAUUGCUUUGGGUGAGUGAAUGAUGUAAACUGAUCCUUCAGAAAAGCAAACCCAGAAUAAUGGUAUUUGUCAGCCAGCAAGAGCUGGCAUAAUUCUAGUAAAAAUUUCUAUAUAUGCAAAUACUGAAAUAAAAUAAGUGCAGAGAACACCCAUUUUCCCCCAAUAUCCAUUCUUUCCUUCUUUCCUUUUUACAUAGUUAGAAAGCCUUUGAUUGGAAAAUCAAAUGGUGCUAGUCACCUGCACACCACACUAAAGACAGCUGCAUUUCCUGGUCUCCAUUGCACGUAUGACUGUCCUGGCCAGUGAAAUGUGAGGGCAGCGAUACUGGGUCCAUUAGAAUACGGUGUGACUAUUUUCCUGCCCUUUUUGGAUCCUGUUGCCUAGAAGUGGAUGUGACAGUGAGCCAUCUGAGACACUAAAAAGAGGCAAUGCUGUAUCUGGAAGAACCACACAGAAGGAUCCUGGUCACCACAUAGUCCUGUUGAAGUGCCGCCCUAACUAACUUGGACUGUUUUAGAAGACAGAAGUUAACAUCAGUCUUGCCUAAGCCACUUGCUUUUCCCAGGUCUUUGUAACAGGAUGUCUGUGUCGGCACAUUCUAUCUAACACUGCAGGACGGAGGGUGUGGCACUUGGUAACAGUGAUUCUAAUGGGACAGUAGAAAGCUUGCAAAGUAAGUGAAAUCAAAUAUAUUAACACUGCUGCUUUUCUUUUUAAUCCUUUUUUAAAGCCCAUUUUUGCUCCAAAGUAUUUUUUCUUCCUGUUAUAUAAAUGAUAAAAAUACUUAAAAGUUUCCUUAAUUUAUGGUUAUUCUCAAUCUUAGUCACUAAAAAAGCCCAAAGAAAACUGUGCCACAGAACUUUUAAUCUGUGAAUAUUAAUAUUUAGUCAUUUUAAUUUAGCUAUUAACUCCUCUAUUAUUUGACAUUCAUACCUAUUAUCAAGUAGCUAAUACCUCAAAAUUUCAGUCCUUGGUUAUGCUUAUAUAGCAUAUAAGGAAAAUGCUUUGUAAAUUUUCUUUGUCCUUGAUAUUAACCAGAUUUGGUUGAACUGUAGAGGGAAGAGGAUGUUGAAACCUAGAAAUAUGAACAAAAGGAGCCUCAGAGUUGAAAUAAUUAUUUUUUUCAAAUUAAUACUCAUAUAAAAUGUUUUGUUACUUUUUAAUGGAGAGUCAGCUACAGGGUCAUUUCAUAUAAUAUUUGGAGUUAAUAUAGGGCUCCUUUUCAUGGCUGAGACUUUGGAGCUUGUUAUGAACAAUAAAUUCAUUUGGCCACAAAAUUAUAACUUUGGUGCAGAAUAGGAAGGGGAGAAGUUGACCCACUAGAAGGAGUAGUACUGAGAACCAGUCAGUUACUACUCGUGCCUCCCCUAGGCCUUCACAGUCCAUGGAAGGAGAACGGUAAUUUAACCAAAGUUAAAAAUAAUUUAUUACAGUUUUGAAAGGCUUGUCUUAAAAGAAAGCAUCAAAGGAAAAAUUACUGUUUCACCUAGAAAAAUACUAAAUUCUUAGGAAUGGUAACUGUUUUAGUCAUUUAUGAAACUGAAAAAUGAUCAUGUAGAAAAAAUUGACAUGAGCACAAAAAAUAAAGAUGUACCCUUAGUGUCUGAACUGCCUCCUGUCAAGUGAUAUGACUGAUAGGAUAGUUUAUUUAAUCAAGAUGUUUAAAAAUAUUUAUUUCCUUUAUGUGCUUUCAAAGCAGCUACAGUUUUCCUGGUUAAAGUCUGCUUCAGGGAAUAAACUCCUUGAAAAAACAAUUAGCAAUCUAAGGAAGAGGAGGGAAGCUGGGGAGUAGGACCUCAGAACAGACACCCUACAGGUUGAUGUAAUUAAUAACCUGUGACCUAGACUGAUGAAGGGCCAUGUCACUAUUUUCUCGACUUUGUUUAAACUUGGAGCAUUGAUAAAUACACCAAUUUUUCAACUUAGUAAGAGAUGCCAGAUAGCAAAAGUUUUGCCACUAAUUUAUACUGUAAAUUUAACACAAUGAACAUGCAAAGAAUGUAAAAUAAACUUUUAUAAAUCAGAA